UGAUCUUGUGUCUGUGUGUGUCUCUGGAGAACAAAGUCCAAGGAACUGUUAAAUUGUAGGGUCGGUGUUGGUUUUGUUGAGAGAACUGUUGGAAAAAAGUACACAUCUGCCUUCUCCUUGCCCUGAAGAACUGGCAAAACAAUUAUGAGGAGUUUUACUGCAGCAUUUUUUAAUUCUAAACUUCUGUAUAUGGCACGUGUGACAGCAUUGAAAAAAAUAACCUGUGUGAGCAACCUGAUAUCCUUAAGGACUGUGAGCACUCAGAAGAGGGCAUGUCCAUUAUUCUUUAUCCAUCCCCGUCGAGGGCUGGUGGACGAGAAGUUUCGGAUCGUUGUAACAAAUUUACUGCCAAGUCAAAAGGUGACACUACACUCUCUACAUCAAACAGAGGAUAAGAAUUUCUGGGAGGCGUUUGGACACUACGUCAGUGAUGAACACGGAACAGUUACAGGGACCACAGAUGAAAGUUUGGGAGGCACUUAUGAAGGAAGAGAGCCAAUGGGGUUGCUGUGGAGCAUGAGACCCGCACCAGGAAGUCCACAAGGACUCAGAAUACGCAACAGGGAUAUUCUUACACCAAUGGUAGUUCAAAUUUCAGUAUACAGUGGGCAUCUAUCUGAAGGCUUCAGCGAGGAACCACCCCUGGCAACAAGUGUCAUAGAGCGCUGGCAUGUAGCACCAGGUGUGAAAAGGAUAAUCAUCAGGGAGGAAGAAGUACAAGGAACACUUUUCCUACCUCCAGGCCCUGGGCCGUUCCCAGGAGUGCUGGAUCUGUGGGGAGCAGGUGGUGGUUUGGUUGAAUAUCGCUCUGCCCUGCUUGCAUCUCAUGGCUUUGCAUCUAUGGCACUUGAUUACUUCGCUCCAAAAGGGCUGAGAAUGCAAGAUGUUGAUAUUGCUUACUUUGAGAAAGCAUACCAGAUUUUACAAAAUCAUCCAAAGGUACAGAAGGACAAUCUGGCAAUGAUUGGACUAUCUUUUGGAAGUGACGUCACAUUAAGCAUGGCGGCUUACUCAAAAGUCAUCAAGCCCCAGUGCUGUGUGUGUAUCAGUGGAAGUCAUGUGGUUCCUAUUGAUAAAUCUCUUUUUGAAGCCUUUGAGGAGAUACAAAAGCUUUUGAAGAAUGUACGUAUGAAUGAGGAGAACCAGAUAAUACAGAGAGACAGCAUUUUGCCGAUUCCCUCAGACCCGGCUCUCAAAGUAGACGUUGGGAGAAUAAAGUGUCCUCUUCUGUUGGUGAAUGGUGGUGAUGAUCAGAGCUGGCCUUCUGUUGAAUCUGCUGCAGAUAUCGAGAUGAUGAUGGAGAAAGCAGGAAAUCGGCACUUGUUGACAGUCCUGACAUAUCCUGAUGCGGGUCAUCUGAUCGAACCACCGUACUCGCCUCACUUCCGAGCAACUAACUUCAUCCGGCAACAAACAAACGAGAAAAUUGUCAUGCUAUGGGGUGGACAGACCAAACCUCACGCUUACGCACAAGAGGACUCAUGGAGCAAGACAAUAGCAUUUCUGCGCCAGCACCUCUGCUUCAGUUCAAACUUUGCAAAGGCCAAACUGUAGUUCUGGCAUUUACAACAUUGAUAUGAGUGCAGCUUUUUUUUUUUUUUUUCAAAAUGGAAUGAUAUAUGAUUGCCAGCACUUGUUGUUACUGGGUGUCCAUGGUUAACCGGUUAACCG
Pimephales promelas (fathead minnow) is the source of this 1671-nucleotide messenger RNA. The record is from RefSeq and is a predicted model, not a curated record. NCBI's taxonomy places the organism in Eukaryota, Metazoa, Chordata, Actinopteri, Cypriniformes, Leuciscidae.